Molecule: messenger RNA, 762 nt
Organism: Fusarium venenatum
Lineage: Eukaryota; Fungi; Ascomycota; Sordariomycetes; Hypocreales; Nectriaceae
Product: Manganese/iron superoxide dismutase
Biological process (GO): superoxide metabolic process
Cellular component (GO): mitochondrion
Molecular function (GO): superoxide dismutase activity; metal ion binding
Source: RefSeq, a predicted model, not a curated record
AUGUUCUCCCUCCUACCCCUCCUCCUUCUCACAUCACCUCUAUCUUCUCUCUCAGUUAACGCUGAGCCUGACCUUGCUUCUGAGACUGUUCAACUCUCCGAUAACAUAAACUCUUAUUCAGCCAUGUCUGUUGGAAUCUACUCUCUUCCGGCGUUGCCGUACGCCUAUGAUGCCCUUGAACCUAGCAUCUCUGCUCAAAUCAUGGAACUUCACCACUCCAAGCAUCACCAAGCCUAUGUGACAAAUCUCAACGCCGCACUCAAGAACUACGCCACCGCUACUUCGUCCAACGACAUCGCCGGCCAGAUCGCCCUGCAGUCCGCCAUCAAGUUCAACGGCGGCGGCCACAUCAACCACUCCCUCUUCUGGGAGAACCUCAGUCCCUCUAGCUCUCCAGACUCCAAGCCCGAAAGCGCCCCCACGCUCGGUGCUGAAAUCUCCAAGACGUGGGGCAGCAUCGAGGCUUUCCAAGAGACUUUCAAGAAGACUCUGCUGGGUCUGCAGGGCAGCGGCUGGGGGUGGCUGGUCAAGGACGCCCAGGGCUUGCGUGUCGUUACCACCAAGGACCAGGACCCUGUCGUGGGAGGAGAAGUGCCCAUUUUCGGUGUCGAUAUGUGGGAGCAUGCCUACUAUCUGCAGUACCUCAAUGGAAAGGCUGCUUAUGUUGAUAACAUUUGGAAUGUCAUCAACUGGAAGACGGCCGAGGCUCGUUUCACCGGCUCCCGUGAGGAUGCUUUCAAGGUCCUGCGAGCUUCUAUCUAG